GAUCGCAUCCUCAGUCUCAGAUCAGUUUCGCCACGUUCACAUUUUCAAAGCAUCCGUUUUCUCAUUCAUUGCCAAGUUAAAUGACUGGUCGGAUAAAAUUCAGCGAGAAUCGAGAGAAUAAGGUAGAAAGCAGGUUGGGUGAUUCAUGGAACAGCCCCUUUUCACCCGAAUUCGAGACCUUAAAUUGACAGAGCUAAGUCAGCUAACCUAACGUUACGCGAUAGCUAGUCGGAGUCAGUCGACUCGAUCACCCACCCGCCCGGUCGGUCCCCGUUCUCUCUGUGUUGGGAAGGGAUAUGAGCGCAUACUGAAUUCAGCACGGGCCUCCGUAGCUCCGGGCCGAUGCCGUCCUAUUGGCGUUGGCUGGCCGAUAUCACUCGCAGUACUAUCAGACAGUGUCAUCGCCUCAUCCUUAUAAAUUUAUAGAUUUGUCACACUGGUUGAUGCCUACACAUGUACAUGUAGAAGUAUCAGGCUAUAUGAUGCUGGGCAGUUGUGGGAGUUCUUUGACCUGCAUGGGUCUGUGCUUGAGACAAAAGUGGAUAGCAAAAGCAAUGCAAUCUUCAUGUCAAAGAUGUCAAGUUCUUCGGAGAGAAUACGAUCUUUGCUGAUCGACAGCACAUGUACAUGUGCCUGAAUAAAACUUUGUGAUGUGUGACUCCUGGGAGGAGAUGGCAAACAAGAAAGCAUGCGAAUUCCUGAGGACGUCAGAAACAAAUUUACAGUGUACAAUUUGCUCUAGACACUUUGAAGUAACUGAUGCCUGGGCCUUUCAGUGAAAGAAACGAUGGGUCAAUAUUGAUCCUUAUUAUCAAAGAGAGAGAAGUAAAUACCCAUGGGUGUCCUUGUUUGGAGAGUGAGUGAAGAUAUAUUCAAAGAGGAAAAAUGCCAAUAUUUAUUUAUUUCUAUAAAAUAUAUAUAUUUUAGACAACUUUUAUUUAUUGACAAGGAUAAUAGCUGCCUUUGACUGAUCGAUUGCUAUUUUGAUAUGGUCUCCAUAUUGCUUGUGUUGAAGAAAUAUUGACAAGAUGGGAUCUAUUAUGACUGACAGCACAAUCUUCAGCUAUCGCUAUUUGGCAGUGGUGAACAUGAUUACAUUGGGAACUGAGCUCUGCUCCUCUGCGGCCUUCAGUUACCUCCCGCCCUUGCUACUUGAAGCAGGCUUCUCGGAAAGCGGGAUGAGCACCGUGAUGGCCAUGGGACCGUUCAUGGCGCUGUUUUUGCUGCCUGUCAUGGGAACGUCGAGCGAUCGCUGCCAAAGUCGGUUCGGGCGUCGCCGGCCUUACAUCGCAUUUCUCUCCAUUGGAAUCAUCCUGUCAUUAACACUUCUUCCAAACACCAAGGCGAUCACUGCAUACUUCACCCCUUAUUUCCCAGAGAAGCAGUUUGGCUUGGUUUUACUAGCAGCAUGUGUGAUUCUUCUGGACUUUUGCUCCCAGGUAUGCUACACGCCCAUCGAGUCGCUUCUCUCGGACCCCUGUAAGACGGAAACUCAGCGUAACCGCAGCUUCGGUAUCUUCUCACUCAUGAUGUCGUUAGGUGCAUGCCUAGGCUACUGGGUUGUGUCGGUGGAUUGGAACAACACCCUGUUGGGCUAUUACUUUGGAGGGCAAGAAAGAACGUUGUUCAAUCUACUCCUCAUCCUUUUCACACUUUCUUUUCUUAUAUCAACUUACUUUGCGUACGAUCCUCCGUUACUUGAUGCUGUACCCAAAGACAUUGCUGAAGCCACCACUGCCAAUGCCCGUCCAACCGUGAAUGGAAAUGCUGCUCUAAAGACUGCCAAUGGCAAAGCCAUGACAACAGUACCAAUGCCGAUAUUAGCAACCUCGAAGGCACUACCCUUCCGCAUCGCUUCCAAGAUCUCUGUAAAGAACGUUUGCUCGUCUCUUUUCUCGUACAUUCCUACAUGUAGUCCAAAGAUUGACUUUAGUCCUAUCGUUGAUACCCUGGAGGGUAUAAGGACAAUGCCAAAGGCCAUGAAAACACUUUGGAUUGCUCAUCUAACAACUUCCACGGCAGUGAUGGGCUUUCGGCUGUACUUUACAGACUAUAUGGGAGAGUCGAUAUUCAGUGGUAACCCCGAUGCCCUUGAUGGUUCUCCAGUUAAAAGAGCAUAUGAAGAAGGUAUUCGUAUGGGAAGCUUCGGCCUUCUUCUCCAUAGCAUCAUCUCUGCCGUGUUCUCACUCGCCAUCGGCGCCGUUAUCACGACGUGGGGUGCCGUCCGGACCUACAUAUUUGGCAUGGCACUGUUCACACUAGCAACCUUCAUCAUGCUCUUCAUGGACGGGAUUGUGUUCACACUUCUCCUUGCGAGUCUGACGGGCUUCGCCAACGCUACCAUCACCACCGUGCCAUAUACACUUCUAACGGGUUACCACCAGAAGAAAGAAUUGUACUACCAAGACAGCAAUGAUGCGGAUGCCCAUGGCAAGGGUGCGGAUCUAGCCCUCCUUGACAGCGCUUACAUCCUCUCCGAGGUCAUCUCGUCGUUCGCCUUCGGUGUGAUCGUCGAGAUCACCAAGACGACUGGAGCGUACAUUGCCUGCUCGUUCGCUUGUGGCCUUGCGAGCUGUUUCCUCGUACUACGAAUCAAAUAGUACUUGUGCUAUGUUACCAAACCUAACUUUUUUUUUUUUGUUUAGGAUGGGGAUUUCUUGAAUGCAAGAGGAAGAGAGGAAGAGGAGGGGGAGAGUGAGAGAGAGAAAGAGCUCAAGAGGGGGAGAGAGAGGGAGAGAGAGAGGAAAAAAAUAAAUGUUCAUCUUCAUCAAGUUGAAUUGAUUAGGCACAUGUAUUUCAUUUUGGUUUGACUUGAUAUGGUCAACUUUUUACAGAAAUCAUGAUCUUUUAUAUUGACAAAGUAAUUUUCAUAUUUUGAUAUCCCUGGUCCUGAUGAUCUCAUCCCAUUUUGUGUACAACCUGUCUUCUAUCAGUUAGUUCGUACAUGUAUGAAUCAUUUGGUCGCAUUGCCACUUUAACACCAUUUUGUCUAAAUAACUGCCAUUUUAUAGGCUAUAAUCAUUUCUUGGAUAUAACCUUGUUGGUCAACUCGCACCGGUAGAUGAAUUUUAAUAAACCAAUAUAAUUUGACAAAGUGGAAGGAGCUAACAAGUACUAUACAAAUUGGUAUCCAAGUGACAGGUAGACCAAAUGGGUUUAUCUAAUGCGGUAUUUAUCUAUAGACAAUCUGAGAAGUGAGUGUAAACAAUGUAGAUAUAAACUUCAGAUUUUUGUCUGAAAAAAAAGAUUUUUAAAGAAACAACAUAUGUAUUGUAUAUUAAAAUAUGCUGUGCUAUUUUUAAGUUAGUACUGUAUUGGGAAAGUUAAGCCUUGAUAAGCUGCAUUAAUGGCAUAAAUACGUUUUUAUUUCUUUCUUUUUUUACACCUGUAAUUGUUGAAUGGGGUAUCCCCCCCCCCCCCUCCUAUCAAAUAGAACAUUCUCCUAUUGAGUAUUGAAUAGAGAUGUGUGAUUUAUAUUGGUUUUAUCAUUUUAUGAUUUCUUUUUUAACACUAAAACGAGACGCUGCCACAUACAUUUACAUGUUGUGUGUUCGCCCAUACAUGUGCAUAUCUUCUGCAUAAUAUAUAUAUAUAUAUAUAUAAAUAAAUAUAAUUGGUAUAGUUUCGAA
Lytechinus variegatus (green sea urchin) is the source of this 3629-nucleotide messenger RNA. RefSeq names its product solute carrier family 45 member 3-like (gene slc45a3). The coding region runs from base 1029 to 2600 and encodes 523 amino acids. The record is from RefSeq and is a predicted model, not a curated record. The transcript has 4 exons. Gene Ontology annotation, molecular function: sucrose:proton symporter activity. Gene Ontology annotation, biological process: transmembrane transport. NCBI's taxonomy places the organism in Eukaryota, Metazoa, Echinodermata, Echinoidea, Temnopleuroida, Toxopneustidae. Gene Ontology annotation, cellular component: membrane.